AUGGAAGUGGGACAGAGGGAGAAGGAGAAUGGUAAAUCAGAGGAGCAGUGCCAGCUGGACUCUCUGGAUAAUCUGCUAGACAACAGCAGCUCACUGUGGAAGGGGGAGGUGGGAGAGAAGCAGAUAGAUGUUGCACUGAAGAUCCCAGAGAAGCUGGCGUUAGCGCUGGUGAAGCCCACGCAAACCCAGAGCAGCUGCAACCUCUCUACCGAAAAACUAGAGGUGCAAACAUUCGCCAUUGGGCCAGAAGCCAACCUGACAGAAACACCUCAGCUAAAAGCCAGAGACAACGUUUUGAAAAUUGAUCUACCCGGCAUUGCCAAGAACAACAAUGGUUCUGGAGCAGUGGUCUUCAUAGCCUACGUCAACAUGGAGGACGUGCUGAAGGCUGAAUUCUUCCACAAGGAGAGAAAGACCAGCAAGACCAUGAUGUCCAGUGUCAUCUCUGCCUCCCUCCCCAAUACCAAAAACACAGCGCUGCCUGAACCGGUCAACUUUACCCUGAGACACCUCACACAGGUGGACCCUGAGAGUAAUCUCACCUGUGUGUACUGGAAUCAUAACGGGUGGAUCGUGGAUGGCUGUGAGGCCAGAGAGACCAACGCCACUCACACCGUGUGCACCUGCAACCACCUGUCCACCUUCGCCCUCAUCAUGCAGACGGACAGACCACCUGAGGAUGACAUCAUCUUGAAGUGGAUCAGCAUGAUUGCAUUGUCGGUGGGACUGCUGAUUCUGGCCCUGGCCAUCCUGACCUUCAUCCUCUGUCGCUGGAACCCUAAAGUCAGCAACACAGCACGCCUGAACCUCUCCAUCUGCCUCUUCCUGGCCCACCUGCUCUUCCUGCUGGUGCAGAGUUUCCUCUUUCACAUCCAGAAGCACAAGCUGGUGUGCGCAGUGAUCUCGGGCGUGCUGCACUUCCUCUUCCUGUCCAGCUUUGUGUGGAUGUUCCUGGAGGCUCUGCAGCUCUUCCUGCUGGUGCGCAACCUGACAGAGGUCAGGAUUAUACAGAGGGAGGGAAUUCACUGCGGCUUCCUGCUACUGAUUGGCUACGGCAUCCCCUGCCUGGUGGUGGGUGUGUCUGCAGGAGUGGUUCCCGAUGGAUACGGCAGUGACCAAUGCUGGCUGAAGACUGAUGAGGGCCUCAUCUGGAGUUUUCUGGGGCCAGUGUGUUUUCUCCUUGCAGUGAAUGUCAUCCUCUUUAUUACCAUCAUGGGAUACCUGUGGUUCACUGUAGCUCGCCGGAACAAGGAAAUCUCUCAACUGAAAGACACCAGGAUGAUGGUGGUUAAAGCAAUAUUGCAGUUCAUCAUUCUUGGUUGCCCCUGGAUAUUCGGCUUCUUUGUGAAUAGCAGCAAGGUGCUGGAGUAUCUCUUCCUGCUUAUAACCUCCCAGCAGGGCACAUUCAUCUUCCUGGUGCACUGUGUCUUCAGAAAAGAGGUUCAGGAACAGUACAGGCAGUGGUGGAAGAACAUCUGCGGUUCCAAGGAUCCCUCUGAGUCGUCCCACUCAUUUACGACAUUCACAACGUCCCAGACCGCCACAAUUCACCAAGCUGAUGGUGACUAUGAGGAAAUCAAGGAUUCAAACCAACAACCACAUGCAGAUGCUGCAGUCACUUCCAUCCACUACACAGCCAGCUCACCCAGAGACCCUUCCGACUCCCUAAACUACGCCACCGUCAACUUCCCCAAACGCCCAGCCUCUGAGGAUCAGUCAGCCAUCACCCUCACUAAAGACUCCACUGAAUACUCCACUGUGAGCUUCCACACAGACCCUCCUAACUCUGAUAUCUACUCAACUGUCAGCUUACCCAAACAGCACCCGGAGACCAUCACAGAUGACUCUGCUACCUCUGUCACCGUGAACUUACACAUGGACCCUCCAGAAUCCACAACAUACUCCAAUCUCAGACUGUCCUGA
Megalops cyprinoides (Indo-Pacific tarpon) is the source of this 1923-nucleotide messenger RNA. RefSeq names its product adhesion G protein-coupled receptor E3-like. The record is from RefSeq and is a predicted model, not a curated record. NCBI's taxonomy places the organism in Eukaryota, Metazoa, Chordata, Actinopteri, Elopiformes, Megalopidae. Gene Ontology annotation, cellular component: membrane. Gene Ontology annotation, biological process: cell surface receptor signaling pathway; adenylate cyclase-activating G protein-coupled receptor signaling pathway. The transcript is spliced from 14 exons. Gene Ontology annotation, molecular function: G protein-coupled receptor activity. The coding region runs from base 1 to 1923 and encodes 640 amino acids.